Molecule: messenger RNA, 1177 nt
Organism: Cololabis saira (Pacific saury)
Lineage: Eukaryota; Metazoa; Chordata; Actinopteri; Beloniformes; Belonidae
Exons: 8
Coding region: 172-996 (274 amino acids)
Biological process (GO): biosynthetic process
Source: RefSeq, a predicted model, not a curated record
GGCUAAUAUCGCGAGAUUAAGCAUAAAACUAGUGGACUGUGAUCUCAGGUGACCUGCUUUACUGCUAGGUGGCACUUUUACUGCUUUUAAAAGUUUUAAGCGUCGCAAUCACACACCUUAUCCUGCCAAUAUCCAUGAAAACCGACUGGUGCUUUUUCUGACUUAGUUUAAAUGAAAGCCGUGAUUCUCGCCGCCGGAUACGGCACCAGACUCCAGAGGGAUGUCUCCUCCGACAGUAGCGGGAGGUUCGCUCACCUGGCCGGCGUGGCGAAGCCGCUCCUCCCGGUGGGAGCCUGCGCUCUGGUCUCCCACUGGGUCCACGCUCUCACCGCCUCUGCGUUCGUGGACGGCAUUUAUGUCGUAACCAACGCUCUUUACCAGGCUGCAUUUGAAGAAUGGGCUGCACAUUUCACAAACGUCAAGAUUCUCAGUGACAAGACAAGAAGCAAUGACGAGCGUCUGGGUGCGGUGGCCUGCCUGCAGCUUGCAGUUCAGCACUUUACUAUUGAAGACCAUGUUGUAGUUAUUGGAGGUGAUACCCUUUUUAAAGAAGACUUUAGCCUUGGGAAAGUUAAAGAGGGGUUUGCAGAUGUGCAAGCACAGAGUGAAGACAGCUGCUUGAUCCUCUCCUACGAGUGCAAAGAGGAGGAAACCCAUAAAUAUGGUAUAUUGGAAGUAGGCGAUGAUUUCCGUGUCCUCUGUAUGAAGGAGAAACCUCUUCCUUCAGAAACCAAGUCAAGGAGAGCAUGUCCUUGUUUCUAUGUGCUCUCAAAGAAGGCGAUUCCUCUGUUAGACGCCUUUCUCAAGGAAAAGAAGGAUGCUCCAAUUGAAGAGAAAGAUGCUCCAGGAAACUUUGUGUCUUGGCUCAUUCCCAGGAAACCAGUUUACAUUCAUCAAAUAUCUGGACGUUUCGAUGUUGGAAACUUGCCUUCCUAUAUUGAAUGUGACCUUUACUUCAGGGAAAAACUUAAAAAUGUUAAGUCUUACAUGGUUUAAUGGAAACACGAAUUAACAAGUAAAAUCAUAACCGGAAGAGAUUAAGUUAUGAAAUUCUAUGCAAAUUUUAUGAACACCGAACAAAUGUAUGUAUCUCACCAAUUGUGACCGUAAAUAUAUCUUUAAUACAAACACAUAAUUUUCUAAUUAAUAUUUUCUAAUAAAUGACCUUUAUAAUCUA